AUGCAAGGACGUGGUGGCGACGCGCUUCUGGCCGCAACCCGCCGAGGCAGCGCGGCCUCUCUCCAGGCCAUCCUCGCCGAAGGCAUCGAGCCUGAUGCGGCGCUCCAUGUGGACGGUGCGUCCGCGCUGCACGUGGCCGCCGGGUCGGGCGACCUCGCUGUCGCGCGGCGUCUGCUAGCAGCGGGCGCCGACGUCAAUCGACCCGACACGCGCCAGCAUUCGCCACUCUACCGCGCUGCGUUCCAGGGUGACGAGGCCAUGGCUCGCCUCCUUCUCCAAGCCAAUGCCAACGUCGGCCAGCCCACAAGCCUGGACGAGACACCGCUCAUGGCGGCGGCCCAAGAGGGACACGUGGCGAUCGUCGCGCUGCUGCUGGCCAGCCAUGCGCAAGUCGACGCAACCAAUUGUUACGGCGAAACAGCGUUGUUCUGGGCGGCCGCGCGGGGACAUACCGACGUCGCCGGCCUCUUGCUGGACGCCGACGCCAGCGCGACCUUGCGCAUGCCGCUGGGCCGGUCGCCACUUCUUGCCGCCGUCCAAGGCAAGGCGUUAGACAUUGUCGAGCGCAUGCUGCAGAACGGACCGCUCGACAGAGAGGAUGUGCGCGAAGCCGCGCUGCUGGCGCUGCGAGACAGUUCGGAUCCUAGGCUCGUGACGCGCCUCCUGCACGCGACCGUUCGCCCGACGCACUGGGAAAAGAUGAAAGCGGUUCUAGUGACGAGCACCCGACUUGACGCGACCUUUGCAAAUGCAUUACUGACCAUGUUGCCAACACCGCACCUCUGCGACAAAAUGCUACGUGCGCUGGCCAAGGAGGUUAUCGCGCCGCCACCAGACGGCACGUCCGAGUGAAUUGGUUGUCUGCA
Molecule: messenger RNA, 866 nt
Organism: Saprolegnia parasitica CBS 223.65
Lineage: Eukaryota; Oomycota; Saprolegniomycetes; Saprolegniales; Saprolegniaceae
Exons: 11
Coding region: 1-852 (283 amino acids)
Biological process (GO): RNA processing
Molecular function (GO): protein binding; RNA nuclease activity; RNA binding
Source: RefSeq, a predicted model, not a curated record